Molecule: messenger RNA, 1020 nt
Organism: Colletotrichum spaethianum
Lineage: Eukaryota; Fungi; Ascomycota; Sordariomycetes; Glomerellales; Glomerellaceae
Product: protein indc11
Exons: 1
Coding region: 1-1020 (339 amino acids)
Cellular component (GO): mitochondrion
Molecular function (GO): oxidoreductase activity
Source: RefSeq, a predicted model, not a curated record
AUGUCAGGAAUCACCAUUCGAAAGGCUAUCAUCACCGAGUUCGGUGACGCCUCCAAAGUGCGCAUCAUCCAAGACACCAUCAACCCUCCUCCCGCGAAGCAUGUGCAGGUAGCGACUAUCUACUCCGGCUUCUCCGGGGCCGACGUCAACAUGCGCAAGGGCGUCUACCCGAUGCAGAAGAAGGCCCCGCUCACCCCUGGCUACUGUCUCGUCGGCGUUGUCAAGACAAACGGCCCCGGCGCGUCCAACUUCAGUCCCGGUGAAAUCGUUGCUAGUAUGACUGUCUACGACGCCGAGGCCGACUUGGUCAAUCUCCCAGAGAAAUACCUUGUCAAAGUUCCCGCCGGCAUCGACCUACAGCAGGCCACUGCCCUGAUUCUGGAUUGGAAUACGGCUUACGCCAUGGUCUUCGAGUCCGCUAAGGUGACUGCGGGCCAGCGAGUCUUCAUUCACGGCGUCAGCGGAGCCGUCGGCUACGCCCUUAUGAAGCUGUGCCAGCUGCAGGGUGCCGAGGUGUACGGCACGGCGUCGGAACGGAACCACGAGGCCGCUCGCGCACAGGGCGCCAAGCCGUUCGUCUACACCGACAAGAACUGGGUCCAGGCCAUGAAGGACCUCGGCGGGGCGGAUGCAGUGUUUGAUCCUCUAGGAUUCGAGAGCUGGGACGAGUCCUUCUCGAUCUUGACAUCUACCGGCAUUCUCGUUGGUUACGGCGGCAACCUGCGAUCGCUCAACGACGGUAGCGAAGACCGGUCGACCGUCAUGCCUACUGUAAAACUGUUGGCGCGGGGUAUGGUCCCCUUCUGCGCCAAGAGGACUCGGUUUUACUACAUCACCCGGGACGACGCAACGUUCGAACCGAAUUUGAAGUCGUUGUUUGAUUUGCUGGCAGCAGGCAAGAUUUCGGUCCCAAUCAAAAGGGUCUAUGACCUCGAAGACAUUCAGGAAGCUCAUCGCCAGUGGAAGAGCUUGCCGGGCGUGGGAUCUUCGCUGAUUCGGUUGUCGGAUGUCAAGGCGUGA